GAGUUGUUUGGCACAAAUCACUGAUAGCUGUUUUAAAUUGUCGAUCCUUGGUGAAGAAGAACACGAACAAUGUCUCGAAAUCCUGCAUCAUCGCAGUCAACAUCGUCAUCAACAUCGUCAUCGAUCGUUAGUCAAGGCGGUGAUGAAAAUUAUGUCAAAUUAAUUCGUCAAAUGACUCUAAUUGAUUGUAUUUCGAUAGUGAUUGGUAUAAUCAUCGGUGGAGGGAUCUUUAUAUCCCCUAAAGGUGUAUUGGUGAAUACUGGUAGCACUGGAUGGGCGUUGGUGGUAUGGGUGUUAUGUGGAGUAUUCUCUAUGUUUGGAGGACUAUGCUAUGCUGAGCUUGGGACAACAUUCAGAGUAUCUGGAGGAGACUUCUCUUUCAUCCUGGACGCUUUUGGACCAGUCCCUGCUUUUGUGAGAAUAUGGACUCGAAUAGUAGCUGUUAGAACAGGUUCAAGGGCUAUCAACUCGGUUUCGUUCGCGUAUUAUGUUCUUUUACCUUUCUACAUGGGAUGUGAAGUUCCAUUUACUGUGACCAGACUCAUAGGGGUCGCUCUCCUUCUUUUAAUCGUUAUCAUCAACUCUCUAAGUGUUCCACUGACGCGUAAGAUCCAAGUUGCAACAUCGGCCUGUAAAGUGUUGGGUCUUAUCGUAAUUAUUGUUGCUGGUUUCUACCAACUUGUAAAAGGCAAUACAUCGAAUAUAGACACUGCUUUUGUUGAAGGGUCUAUAAAAUGGAAGACAAUACCUCUAGCUUUCUAUUCUGGACUUUAUGCUUACUCGGGAUGGGAAUUUCUUCCUUCGAUAAGUGAAGAAAUCAUCAAUCCAGGAAGGACAAUUCCCUUGGCGAUUAUAAUAUCUGUCAUCUUCGUCACCAUCAUUUACGUUCUCGCCAACAUUGCUUACUUCACUGUGCUUAACUCGGCUGAACUCCUUGCUUCCAGCGCAGUUGCCCUGGACUUUGGUCAGCGUGUUUUUGGAAGCUGGUCAUGGAUUCUUAGUGUUGUAGUUGCCAUCUCUAUAGCAGGCAACUUGAACGGUGGAUCAAUAACUUUUGCCAGAGUAUUAUUAGUAGCAUCUCGUGAAGGACACAUCCCAAAGGUUCUCUCGAUGGUGCAUAUAAAUCAGAAGACUCCACUUCCAGCCGCCGCAGGCCUGCUACCUAUCUCAAUCAUAAUGUUGAUAAGUGGGGAUGUCAGUAGUUUGAUCAACUACACUGGUUUUGCCGGCUGGUUCUUCACUGCUUUAGCCUGUGCGGUUAUCCCGUAUUAUAGAUGGAAGUAUCCUAACCUGAAACGUCCCUUUAAGGUUCCUCUGGUGAUACCAAUCAUCUUCGUAUUCUGUGCAUUGUUCCUGGUUGGUAUGUCAAUCUACAGCAGCCCUGUAGAUUGUGGAAUAGGUUUAGCCAUUACUCUUCUCGGGAUACCAGUCUACUAUGUAGGCGUGGCUUGGAAGAAUAAACCUCAAUGGUUCAAAAAUGGAAUGGAUAACCUGACAGUUUUCUUGCAGCAGAUAUUGAUGGUUGUUCCACAGGAGGGCGAUGAUGAGACGAAGGAAAAACUUCAGUUUAAGGCUGAAUAGAAUUGGGCCUAAGAGCGCUGAAAAACACACAAAAACGUAUGGAAGAUGAGAGCAUA
Lytechinus pictus (painted urchin) is the source of this 1637-nucleotide messenger RNA. Its product is annotated as cystine/glutamate transporter-like. The record is from RefSeq and is a predicted model, not a curated record. Gene Ontology annotation, molecular function: L-amino acid transmembrane transporter activity. Gene Ontology annotation, cellular component: membrane. Lineage: Eukaryota; Metazoa; Echinodermata; Echinoidea; Temnopleuroida; Toxopneustidae. Gene Ontology annotation, biological process: amino acid transmembrane transport. The transcript is spliced from 11 exons. Bases 70 to 1581 code for a protein of 503 amino acids.